Messenger RNA from Patiria miniata (bat star), 891 nucleotides. RefSeq names its product histamine H2 receptor-like. The record is from RefSeq and is a predicted model, not a curated record. Gene Ontology annotation, biological process: G protein-coupled receptor signaling pathway. The coding region runs from base 1 to 891 and encodes 296 amino acids. The transcript has a single exon. Gene Ontology annotation, cellular component: membrane. Lineage: Eukaryota; Metazoa; Echinodermata; Asteroidea; Valvatida; Asterinidae. Gene Ontology annotation, molecular function: G protein-coupled receptor activity.
AUGGAGAGCUACGAAUUACAGCGAGCCAGGAAUGCCGUGCAAAUAGUCAGUGGCGUAGCUAUAGCCUGCAACCUCAUUGUGGUCGCCAUCUUUGCUGCUAAGAAGCAACUUCGCGUCAAGUACUACGGCUUCCUCUUCAACCUCGUGCUCACCGACCUCGCUCACGCCACUUUGGCCAUCGUGUACAUCACGGAGUACAGCCCCCUGGCCUCGGCUCUGUUUCGCACCUCGUUCUUCGUGACGGAGUUGAACGUUCUGGCUGUUGCCAUCAACCGCCUGAUAGCGCUCACCAUCCUGCCACCAGCCCGCUACGACGCCAUAGUCACCCCACUGCGCAUGCUCGUCACCUGCGUUCUCUUCUGGGUGGUAUCUGGUGCCAUCUACAUCCCAACCACCUAUGCUGUUAGUCUGCCUGUCGUCACCCGUUUCAUUAGGCCACUGAUCGCCCUGAUCAUCUUGGUGGUCACGGCAGUUCUUUACGGCGUCGUGUUUGGCAAGAUCGCGAAGUAUCGAGCCGCUCAGGCUUCAGCUUUGACCGGUAAAGACGACGAAAAGACCCAAACCAGCGUGGAGCAAACCACACGCCUGAUAAUCACAUUCUCCAUCAUCCUCGUCGUCUCAUUUCUGUGCUGGAUCCCUUAUUGCACUUGCCAGUUCAUCAUUUAUUUCAGUGGCACCGAUUGGUAUGGUCAGACCGAGCUGUUCCGAGUCGUAUUCGUCUACACCCUGGCAUUCCUGAUGGUCAACUCAGCCGUGAAUCCCUUCAUUUACUGGUGGCGUAUCCCCGAGUUCCGCGCAGACUGGUGCUGCUGCGGCGAGGGAAAGACCGUCGAUGCGCACGCGAAACCGACCAAUAUGGAAACAAUCGUUGAAUCUACCACCACCAUGUAA